Molecule: messenger RNA, 542 nt
Organism: Erigeron canadensis
Lineage: Eukaryota; Viridiplantae; Streptophyta; Magnoliopsida; Asterales; Asteraceae
Product: cysteine-rich and transmembrane domain-containing protein WIH2-like
Exons: 3
Coding region: 60-428 (122 amino acids)
Source: RefSeq, a predicted model, not a curated record
CCCACAAUAGUAAAACACCAACCAAAAUUUGAAAAAUUCAUCAUCCAUUCAUUAUCAUCAUGAGUCACACCAGCCAAAAUCAACCUCCUGUUGCUGCUCCACCACUACAAGGUUAUCCGGUUGAAGAAGAGACUAAAGAAGUCUACCCGCCACAAGGAUACGUGCCACCAGCAUAUCCACCGCAAGGAUAUCCUCCAGUAGGAUACCCACCACAAGGGUAUCCCCAAGGAUAUCCUCCACAAGCGUAUCCUCCUCAAGGGUACCCUCCUCAAGGGUAUCCACCACAAGGUUACCCGCAACAAGGGUAUGCGCCUCAUUAUAACCUACACUACGCGUCGCCUCCUCAACAUCAUAAACAAAACACCGGUUUCAUGGAAGGCUGUUGUGCUGCCUUGUGUUGCUGCUGUCUCUUGGAUGCUUGCUUCUAAAUUAGCAAGAAUUUCUUUUGCGUGGAGAUCGUAUUGUUUUCUGAUUGGAGUUAGAUAAGCAAAUAUCUCUAAUUUUGUCAUAGGGAGUUAAUAACUUGGAGUUAGAAAUAAAUA